ACUUGACGCGUCGACCCUCCUGGUUGCAACAACAACCCUUGGAAUAUACCUGUACGCUACUCUGAGCCCGCCAACUCAUAAACACAAGAUUUUUCCAUUGGAUGAAGGCAUAUUCUACUUGAUAUUGUAUAGGACUUGCGACUUCAGCAGCAUGGAUUUGCCGCCAGAUUAUACCGCCAUCAAGGAUAUUGAUAGCAAAUUUGGCGGGAGUGGGAGGCCCACCGUUAACAUCAUUGGAAUCCUAACCGAGAUCAUUGAGCCGGCAAAGUCAAAAGGCGAUGACUGGUACCUAUCUUUCUCCGUGCGAGACGAUGAUUUUGCUUCUCAGUGGAGAACCGAUCCAUCAUUUAUCCGCUGCAGGUUAUUUCGUCGAGAACGUACGCACCUGCCCACUGGGAAGGUCGGGGACCCGGUGAUUGUGCGUGGCGUCCAGGUCCAUCUAUAUGAUGGUGUGAAGGAAGGUGUAUGCACGUCACGGCAGAGUCAGGUUCUCUUUUUCCCAGCGGACAAGGUCCCAAUACCCGAGCUGAGCACUGCCUACGGAUAUGGCGGGCAGUCAAAGCUGCCUUUCAAUGGCAGCCUUCAGUUGAGCGGGAACCGUGAGGCGACCGCACCAUCCAUUUUAGAACAGCUGGCCAUAAUAGGGAUCAAGGCAAAAGCCGCCGCUUGCGGAACGGUGCUCAAGCAAGCAGCCAAACCUAUUGCUGUGUCGAAGCCUCGGGAUCGACAUUCGUUGAUCAAAGAUGUCCAACUCGAUAAUUUCUACGAGCUUGUCGUAGAAACCGUCAAGAUUUACUCGGUCCAUGAUGGAGCCGACGGCGUCGACCUGUACGUCUCCGAUUACACCACAAACAAAGCCCUCUUUCUCUACGAACCUCCAGAUACGAAUCCCUCGAGUAAGUGGCAAGGCCCGUUUGGCCAGGUUACCAUGAGUGUUAGACUUUGGGAGCCGCACGCAUCCUGGGCUCGACAGGAUCUUCGCGAAGGUGACUGGAUCAGGCUCAAAAAUGUGCGCAUCAAAUCGUCUCCUGCGAACAAAAUCGAAGGAAGUCUGCACGCGGAUCAAACGUACCCAGAUAAGAUUCUAAUUAGUAAGCUUGACAAGUCUCAUGACGCAGAAUUUAUGCAGGAGCUUGGUGCACGGAAGAGGGCGUACCUAGAAAAGUAUGAGCGAGAGGAUACUGCUGCUGAGCCUGGUGGCCAUGCAACGAAAGCUUCCGCUAAAGCUGCGGCGAAGAAGAAAUCAGCGAGGAAGGCUAGAGAGCGGCAGAGGAAAGAAGAAGAGCAGCGCCAGCUGGAGAAAGAAGCAGAGGCCCAGGCCGUAGCGCGGUCUAACAUCAAUGGUCAUGUCAUCGCUUCACAUCCGGAAAUCCGUCUAAGCAGCAUUGACGAGAUCCUGGACGACUCCCAUCGCACAAUGCAGACCAGAGACGGUGGCCAGCUUGUCUUUCCAUUCGUCAAUGCGAAGUAUCGCACCCGUGUCAGAGUCGUCGAUUUCUUCCCGCACGACCUUCACGAUUUCUCGCGAUGUAUGGAUGAUCCAACUUGGAAUACGCCUCUGUUGGAUCAGGACCGGGCUCAUGGACGCCGCGAUGAUCGGUGGCAGUGGGGAUUUGUGCUAUUUGUGGAAGACGCAACUUCAACGAGGCCCACGCCUCAGCGAAUACCAUUAUUCGUAUUCAAUGAUUCCGGGCAAUAUCUUUUGAAUAUCGAUGCGAUUGAUCUAAGGAAUGACGCAAGGGGCCGUACUAUGGCAACACUGGAGGAGAAACUUUUCAUCCUCUGGGGUAACUUGCUGGAAUUGAAACGUGAUUUGGCGCCGAGCGGGGUGAAGUUUCCUUUGCCCACGCGCGACCAACGACUUUCCAACAAGCCUUUUGAAUGCUGCAUUGAGGAGUACGGCGUACAGGUAGAGCCAUCUCCUCAGUGGCCCACGGGGUGGCAGCGCAUCUACAAGCUCGCAUCUACUCUUAUCAGAGUCUAGUUCUCAUUUCAGGGCCAAUACCUGGCGCUUAGAGCACGAGCUGUUUCCUGUGUGUAAGAUAUCCAGCUCGCAACCCUCCGUCUAGCCGUCUGGUCAGGUAUGGCUUCCAUGGUCCAUUCCACGAGACAGGAGGACUCGCAAUUUCGAUCUUUGAAAAUGCAUAAACAAUGUUUUCUGAAAACCGGGCCCACCUGACUUCCCUAGCGUCUCCUGUAACGA
Westerdykella ornata is the source of this 2203-nucleotide messenger RNA. RefSeq lists its product as uncharacterized. Gene Ontology annotation, biological process: telomere capping; regulation of telomere maintenance via telomerase. Gene Ontology annotation, molecular function: telomerase inhibitor activity; G-rich strand telomeric DNA binding. The record is from RefSeq and is a predicted model, not a curated record. The coding region runs from base 152 to 1984 and encodes 610 amino acids. NCBI's taxonomy places the organism in Eukaryota, Fungi, Ascomycota, Dothideomycetes, Pleosporales, Sporormiaceae. The transcript is spliced from 3 exons. Gene Ontology annotation, cellular component: nuclear telomere cap complex; chromosome, telomeric region.